CAGCCAAGCAUCUUUUUUCUGGAUUCAAACCGCGGGGACGGCGCGAUUGGUCCAAGUAAGUUGGAUCUUUUUUGGCAGUCCCUACUCUAAUUUUGGCAGUCACACUUCCGAUGCUUUGACCGCCGAAACUCCCACGGUUGAAGAUCGUUCUCGGGGGUUUAGAAGCUUCUUCUUAGUCCUUUGAAGGGGGAGAACAUCGUAACAUUGUAACAACGUAGCGGCCCUAAUAAAGCAACUAAUACUGCUGGAGAUCCAUUACUAUGCUAGCGCACCAUGAAUACAGUGUAGCUAGCUUGAGGCUUGCACAAUGUCUAGCUUACCUACCUGGCUUGCAUCAUAAGCACUGCUUUCUCAGGGGUGUUUACGAGCGGCAUGUCCCGGUUAACCGGUUGCGCUCCCGGAGGUUUGAUGGGUACUAGCUAGUAGUUUCUUCCUUCCCCUUAGGAUGUCUCUACUGCAGCCACCUUUGCUUUGGUGAAACGGGUAUGGUAUCAUCCUCUGGGUUUGCUUUCCUCCAACAGGAGUUUCUAGUGGGAUAACAAACAAGCAUCCCGACAGCCUUUUCCGUUCAAGACGAUGAACCAGCAAUCCGGAACGGUAAUGUAUCUGUUACAUGAUACUAUUACUGGUUCAUCUCUAAUGGAACAAGCAAUCACAAGAUGGAUUACCGUUCCCCAUGCCAACCGUCCCGAAUCUCAAGAGAGGAUUGAAUCAUUCCAAGGCUACUGUACUGUACCGGUACAGUCGUACCUGGUAGAUCUAGUUGCUUCUGAACAUUUGGAUAUGAUCCUCGCUUUUUCACACACAACAUCUAUCCGUUACGAUUGUUGCUAUGGUUACAUUCAUGUGUUCCCGAUGGUUUCAUUGCUCUAUGCAGUUCGGAAGGUUGGUGGUAUGUUGUUGAUUUGGGCCCAAGUGAUCCAACCAGCAUCCUCGACCCGCAACACACAUGUCUAGGCAUAAUUCUUUGUCGGAAUGUCCUUGGCUUUGAAUGGUUUUGAAGUCGCUUUCUGCCUAAGUCCAAACAAGCUUCGGUUAAACAACUUUAAAGGCAAUUGGUCAGUAAGUAAACUUUUAUACGUGAGAGCUUUCAUUUAGCCAAUUGAUGCCAAAACGGUGAAAUCCGGAAGCACUUCUUCUCCGAGCCGAAGGUCUGACGCCUCACUCAUCCAUUCAUUCGACCAUGGCGUUCUGGUUCUAGUUGAUUAUAGUGCGCUCUUUCCUCACAUUCACUACUGUACCUCUCCGCUUCUUCUUGCUUGCCAUCAAUGCAGCACUAUGAACAAUAUCCUUGUCUGGCGUACAGGUAGCCCAUCUAGGAGGAGGAACUCACUCUAUUUGUGUUUGGUGAUUUUGGUCGGACCGUUUGGAAGGCUCGAGCCGUCGUUGGCCGAAAAACACAGCCUAGUUCAUUUGCGAAGGCGACGGACAACCGAAGACUACAACAAUCCAUACUGGGACAUACCAUGGCGAUCCAGUGGCGGUUCUUCGGGAGUCGGAAACAAACAACCACCACAAGCACCAGAAGAACCACCAGCAGGCACCAACUUUCCAUAUUCCAACUGGGCUUCGGUCAGCGUCAGCACUCCAGGAGAUGAUGAGGAGGAGGACGACGGAGAUUCUCCAAGAGAUAGCGAUGCAGAUCCCAGCCGUCCCUUUCCAGUCUCUCACUGGGCGUCGGUUCAGGUCAUCUCCGAGAAGAAUGUGUCUUCCACUACAAGCGGCAUCACCAAUACCACUGUUGUUGGCAAUGAAGACUACAAUUUACAUGCCAGCAAUCGACCACAAGACCUAUUUGUGGACCAAUGUCUGACGCUACUGGAAGGCUAUUCCUUGGAUGGUCAAAUGGACCGAACCUCCUACGUGCAAUUCUUGAUGACACUCUCGCAUAACAGUUUGCAUGCCAAAAACUUUCAGGACCUGCCUCUCUUUCUAUCCAUGAUCUUUUUCAGUGCCAGUUGUACCUCUGGAGAAGACUGUGUUACGCAGGAACCCGCCAUUCUCGUUCACCCAAGAGGUUCCCCUGAAAAUCAGCUCAACGAUUUGCUCUGCUUGCAGCUCAUGCGGUUUCCGUUUCUGGAAAUCGCCUUGCCAUUUCAAUUCUUGAUCCGAGUGGCAAAUGGUGUAUCGGCCUCGGAAGUACUAUCAGUCAACGAAACCAACCAGAUUGUUACCACGUUGGAGUUGGCAUUGGACCAAGUUCUAUUGCAAGGAUUCAAUUGUUCCUUUUCGGAAGAUCAGCCGCCUCGUCGGGUAAAACCGGAUCCAAAAAGACGACAACCACAACCUCACAAUGCUUGUGACUAUGCGGUAGAGGUGGCUGUAGAAGAUGCAGCGGACUAUCCUUGCGGCUUUACCAGCAAUUGCAUACUGAUCUUCUCCGAUGUCAGUGUCUAUGCAGUUCUGAGUGAAUCCCUCGAUGAACCCAAACUUCGUAGCUUGACUACCGAUGUCCUACGUGAUGCCAUCAAUGGCGAUGCGCUCGGUCAAUAUCUGGCAUGAGUAUGGAUUGUGGAAUGGAAUGUGGCUGCAAGCUCGGGAAAGUUUGACAACCAGAAUCCAUCGGGAGAUGCAAGGCACCAAAGAAUGAAUGGGCCUUGGGAAGACGAGUUGGCCCAUGUGACGCUCUCCAAACGAAUAGUGAUCAAUCCGUCUUUUGCCAAGUACCGGUAUGGUACUGCGGGUACUGCGAAUCACUCAAUCACCGUGAGUAUGGAAAGAUCUGGCCAAAACGGUGUCUUGCCAUGACCAAUGGAUACCGCGACAGAGGGCGCAGAGCUUCCCAGCAGAGCGAUCUCAGAGUGAUACGAAAAAAAGGUUCCAAAUCCUCUGGUCGAGUAGCCAGAGUUGAUAUUUGUGGGAGAAACAAAACGAGGGAAACUACCAUGUAAGAUGCAGGGAGAGUGACGGCUUCAAAAGGCCGAUUAUAGAGAUGCAACUGCCAGAUGAGUUCGUACCCUAAACUGUACUAGUACCGGUAGACCGAAGAUUCCAUGCCCUACUUGUAUCGGAAGCUGGCUAAAACCCCAUAGCUCUCAGAAGAAAAUUAGUAACAUACAGUCGUACGAGACGUUCACGAUACUUGAACGUGAAAUAAAUGUACUUUAGGU
This is a messenger RNA of Seminavis robusta, 3110 nucleotides long. The record is from the annotation of a GenBank genome assembly. NCBI's taxonomy places the organism in Eukaryota, Bacillariophyta, Bacillariophyceae, Naviculales, Naviculaceae.